Messenger RNA from Myripristis murdjan (pinecone soldierfish), 14983 nucleotides. RefSeq names its product probable E3 ubiquitin-protein ligase HERC1. The record is from RefSeq and is a predicted model, not a curated record. The coding region runs from base 140 to 14617 and encodes 4825 amino acids. NCBI's taxonomy places the organism in Eukaryota, Metazoa, Chordata, Actinopteri, Holocentriformes, Holocentridae. The transcript has 80 exons. Gene Ontology annotation, molecular function: protein binding; ubiquitin-protein transferase activity.
AAAGAAAAAGAAAUAGAAAAAAGGGAGAGCUUACUGUAACUGGACGGGUAACUUCAACCAAUAGUCGGCGUGGUCUACACCUUGUGAGAAUGACAGUCAUUUAAUAAGGUGUACCUAAGAGUCUAGAUAAUGCUCAGACAUGGUGCCUUGCCAGUCCCAUGUGAUGCUGAAGUGGCAGGAGCACCUGAAUAGCUCCUGGGCAGCAGAAGACAGCGCACAGACAGCCACAAGGUACGGUGCAGCUGUUCUCUAUGACAAGCUCGUUCACAACAAGGAAGUGGUUGGUCUGGCCCAACCCGUUCAAGAGCUCAUUGGCCCACGCCUCCCAGACUUCCAGUAUGAGUCCUGCGCCUCCGAAGAGAAGGAAGAGUAUCUGUCAGCCCUGCUCCACAGCCAGCGAUGCUUGGCUCACCGGAUGCUGGCACAGACGUCCUAUGCCCUUAGCCUCCACCACAGGCUGGUGGUACUCCAGAGGAUCUAUUAUGCACUCCACAACAAGUAUCAUGACAAAUUCCGGAUACAGCUGCCUCCCCAGUCCAUGGCCAGUGGGACCGAGUGUGGGGCACUUGAGCUGACGUCUGAGCCUUGGCUGAUUGGGGGAGGAUCCAGAGCCAAGUCGGGCACCGAUGUUCUGAUAGAGAUGGGAGUGAGAACUGGUCUGAGUUUGCUGUUCUCCUUACUGCAGCAGAACUGGCGAUACGCUGCCUCUGUGGACCCUGGGUCAGCGCUUUGCAAUGAUGUACUUGCCACAGCGUCCUCUGUGCUGGCUUCACUACCGCCGCUGUCUCUGGCCAAUGAAAAUAAGAUCCCAUCAGUUGGUCUGGACUGCUUGGCACAAGUAGCUGACUUCCUGAAGAAGACGUCAGUGAGCAGUGGGACUGGUGGGGCAGACCCAGCUGGUCGAAGGCUGGCACUGGAGCUACUGCUUGGACUGGCCAUGCAGAGAGGCUCCCUAAAGUUUCUGCUGGAGUGGGUGGAGGUGGCCCUGGCUGCCUCCAUGUCCUCCUCCACCUCUACACUGUCUUCCUUGUCUCCACUAAAUUCCCAGCAAUCGGAAAGUGGUGUGGACUGUGACCUAAUCAAUCAAACCCUUCUCCAAAUGAGGCAAUAUUCGGGUUUCCGAGGGGGCUUGGUCAAUACUCAGGUGCUCAAAAAGGAUGCAGAUGGACUUUGUGGACUCACCCAGGCAGCACUUUGUCUGUUUGAGGAGAUUUGUAACCUUGCAUCCUAUUGCCUCUGCUCCUGCAACACUGGUGCAUCUACACCUGGAGCAGAGCAUGACGCAGUCAUGGUGUACGUGUGGGGCAGCAACAGCAGCCAUCAACUGGCAGAGGGGACUCUGGAGAAAAUCCUGCAGCCAAAACUGACACAGGGCUUCAGUGAUGCCCAAAUGAUUGAGGCGGGCCAGUACUGUACAUUCUCGGUGUCUGCAGAUGGCUCAGUGAAAGCAUGUGGAAAAGGCAGCUAUGGGCGUCUGGGCCUGGGAGACUCUAACAAUCAGUCGGUGCCCAAGAAACUUGUGCUGGAGCCACACAGGAACAUGAGGAAGGUGUCCUCCUCUAAGGGCUCGGAUGGACACACUCUGGCUGUCACAGUAGAGGGAGAGGUAUUCAGCUGGGGAGAUGGAGAAUAUGGCAAGCUGGGCCAUGGAAACAGUGCUACUCAGAAGUACCCCAAAAUUAUACAAGGACCGCUGCAAGGCAAAGUUGUUGUGUGUGUGUCUGCUGGCUACAGACACAGUGCUGCUGUUACUAAUGAUGGAGAGCUCUACACCUGGGGAGAAGGGGACUUUGGAAGACUUGGCCACAGUGACAGCCACAGUCGAAAUGUGCCUACGCUGGUGAAGGACAUCAGUGGUGUGGGCCAGGUGGCCUGCGGCAGCUCUCACACCAUCGCUGUGGCACAAGAUGGACGGAUUGUGUGGUCCUUUGGGGGAGGGGACAAUGGGAAACUAGGACAUGGUGACACCAAUCGUGUAUAUCGGCCCAAGGUCAUAGAAGCCCUGCAUGGAUUCAUCAUCAGGAAAGUGUGUGCUGGCAGCCAGUCAUCUCUGGCUCUCACCUCUGCUGGACAGGUGUUUGCAUGGGGCUGCGGCUCAUGCCUUGGGUGUGGCUCCUCUGAAACCACCUCUCUGAGGCCCAGGUUCAUAGAGGACCUCAGUGUCACCAAGAUCAUUGACAUAUCGUGUGGAGACAGCCACUGUCUGGCUCUGUCCCAUGAGAACGAAGUAUAUGCCUGGGGGAACAACACCAUGGGCCAAUGUGGGCAGGGCCACACUUCUACACCUGUCACCAAACCCAAGAAGGUGAUUGGUCUAGAGGGGGUGUCAAUCCAGCAAAUCACUGCUGGCACUUCCCACAGCCUGGCUUGGACUGCAGUUCCAACAGACAGGCAACUAGUGGCAUGGCAUAGACCUUUUUGUGUCGACUUGGAAGAGAGCACCUUCACCUAUUUGCGCAACUUCCUGGAACGCUACUGUGAUGACAUAGGAAAUGACAUGCCCCCUCCCCCAUUCGUAUCUAAAAGGGAGCACCAUCAGUUUAUUCUGCUGUGUAUGAAGCUACUGUCCAUCCACUUGUCCUUGGCUCAUGCUGGUGGCACUGGUGCCACAGUCUUGGGGGGUCAGGGAAGGCCCCUGAGAAACCUGCUCUUUAGGCUCAUAGACUCCAAUGUACCAGACUCCAUACAACAGGCAGUGAUGAGCACUCUGUCCAUCGGGGCAUCUCUGCUGCUGCCUCCUCUGAGGGAGAGAACAGAAUUGCUUCACUCUCUCUUACCUCAGGGCCCGGAGAGCUGGGAGAACCUCUCCAAAGGACAGCGUCUGCAGUUAGACAUGGUCCUGAAUAGCCUCCAAGAACAGAGCCAUGUAGCCUCUCUGCUAGGCUACAGCUCUUUUGGAGAGAUUACAGCCCUGGGACUCCCCCUGGCACCUGCCAUGUCAAUCCGUCCUCCCUCUUCAACCAGCCCCGCUGAGGCCUAUGACCAUCUCCACCUGGCAGAGGUGCUGCUCAGAACUCUCGUCCUCAGCAUAGGAUUCUACACGGAGCGGGCAUUUGGGGAGUUGGAGAAAAACAGUGACAAGCAGCUGUCUAGUGAGAGCCAGAGGCAGACUGAUCCUCCCUCUCACUUCCAUCAGCUGCUGUCUGCACUUCACAAACACCUGCUUGCCCAUUGCUUUGUCUGUUCCAGUCCUGAGGAUGACAGCAGUGUAACGCUGCUUCAUAAGCACCUGUACCUGCUGCUCCCCUGUGCUGCUGAGACAUUUAGGAGAUCCGCAGUGUUGUUGAAGGAGAGUGCCCUGGAUAAGCACAUUAUCAACAAACUUCACAUGGUGUUGUAUAGCUCAGUGGCUGGCAGCCUGCUGUGCCAGGUGGUGUACUCCUUGCUGCUGCUGCCCCUGGGUGUCGUGCGACCUCUUCUCAGCCACCUGCUGGCACUGCUGGAGCACCUCAAUGACUGUAGCAGCUUGCUGCCAGACACAGGCCUGCUGGAGGAGCAUGAACUAGAAAUGGAGACAGUGGAAAUCUGCCCAGAUAAAAGUGAAGAAACAACUACGUUCCUUGGACGCCAGCAGGAGUGGGAGAAGAGCAAAUGGGUGUGGCUUCUAGACCUCGAGCGAUCUGUGGCCCUGGCAAUUGGCCGUUGUCUUGGGGGCAUGCUGCAGGGCCCACCGCCCUCGCUGGAAGAGAGGACGUCAGAGUUCUGGCUGUCCAACAUCCUCCUCAGAAAUGGCCUUGAGAUGGACUUUGACCAGCUGGACUCUGGCAUGGCAUGGCUGACAGAGGUGGUGCUGCUGGGCAGCAGUAGUGAUGCCAGACUGGCAGAACUGAGUCUGAGUGAUGAAACCAAUACUUUACUGGAACUGGCCCUGGGCUCGUCCAGUGAACCUGCCAAUGGCUUGUGGCAGAGGAUGAAGGAGUAUGCUUGCAGUAGAGACUGGGAGAAUGGAGGCCCCUCCUGUGAUUCUUUGUUGGAGACGGUUUGCCGCUGUAGUCUGGCUGUUCUUCUGAAACACACCGGGCUGCAAGAUGAAGCCUGUUGGCGGGGCAAAUAUGAGCCCUGUGAGAUGCUGGUAGAGAUCUAUGAAAUGGUCCAUAAAGUCAGAAGCACUCUGUUGGCCCACAAAGACCUUUCAGGGACCACCCAGGGGUUGACUGCCACCAAACAGUCCUCUCAGGCUUCCCAAAGCCCUGGUGAAGACAGGCAGGAGGCGGGCACCUCAGUUGAGCAGGCAGGAAAGGAGCCUGACCAGCAAGCGGGAGGUCAAGUCCCACCGGCUGCCACAGCAAAACACAACCAGGAAGAGGUUGUAGAGGAGGAUUCCUUUGGAAACAGUCGUAUGUACCUUUCAGAAGUACUGGAGUCAUUCAUGGCCACCCGGGAGGCCAUGCAGCUACCGCAGAAUGUGACGGUGUAUGAGUCCUUUGGCACUUCCACCCUCCCCAGUAGCAUGGAGAGCCCUGGCAGCCCAGAGAAGGAGCCUGAUCCCACGCAGCAGUGGGAGAAGCGGAGGGAGUCGGAGGAUGGCCUGUCUUUCCCUGCUGCCUGCCAUCUGGUGGUGUCCCGCUGUUUGUUCCUCCUACUGGGGGUUAGGCCUGCUUGGGUGGAGCCCAACGUAUGGGAGAACAAACAGGCUGUGAAUCCCAGGAAAUUAUCAGCUGAAUCCCUGAAGCUUAAUGUUGAUGGUAGAAAACGGUCAGACCAGUCCAAAAGCUCCUCAGGAUCAUUCAAAAAUAAAAUGGGCUUGCCUCUGUGUUCACUGGGCAUUAUGAAGGAUGCCUGGGAACGUCUGCGCCAGUGUAUCAGCCCUACCACCAUGUCCUGCAGUAGCAACCAUAACUUGCCCAUCGCAAACCAGGUGUUCCACUUCCUCUGUGGAAGCUUCAUCCACUUGCCUGUCUCCUCUCCAUCCCUGCCGGGUGGACAGACAUGUAGUCAGGCAGACCCAAAAGCCAUUACCUUAGCUAUAUUGCAGCAGCAGCAGAGAGCUGAGGUGCGCCUGGAGGCUUUGUGUCAGAUGUCGUCUUUCCUGUCAGAGAUGGAGGAGAAGAGCAGUGGCCCCACAGCAGCACCACAAUUUUCUGGACUGUUGCAGUCAGUCCAGCUGCAGUUUGUCUCUGGAUGCUUUGGGCUGGGAGCACCCAUUAUUUGCACUAUCUCGGCAGCUAACUAUGAGAUGCAGCAUUACAUGUCUGGUACCCAGUCAGCAUCCAUGGAUACUCAGAAAGAGCUCCAGUCUGCAGCCCACACUUUCUACCAGCAGGUGGUGUGUGUCCUCAGACAAAAAGUGCUGCUGGAAAGAGAAUAUCCAGGGUCCUGCCAGCACCUUCUCCUUGCCACGAUGUUUGCACUGAACUUCUGGUACCAGCCAGUUGACCUGGUGUUGGUCAUCAAAUGUGGCAUUUUGGAAAUUCUAUCUAUGCUGACCGACAACACCUGUGUACUGUUGAACCAGGGCUGGUGUGCAGCCUCCAUCUCUGGCUCCAUGCUACUGAGUGGGGCUGUCAAAGUAGCUUGUGCUCGCCUGCUCCAGAUAUUGACUAUAGCUGCAAGCUCCUAUGAGGACGCGCUGCCUGUGGAUGUAUCACAAUCUCUAAUGGAAGUGAUGUGUGAGCAGCUCCAAAGUGUCCUGCACACUUUCCAUCAACAGCAGGCAGCAGAAAAAGCAACAGCUCAGGAAACAGAACUAGAUUCCAGCGGCACAAAACAAGUUGGAAUGGAGAACAGCAAAGUGGUAGAAGCUCAGCUUGCAGACUUCCUGGUUUUUCUAAGGCGUGUGCUGUCACUAAGAGUUACCAAAAAUCUCUCUACUUUUGCAAAAUGGAUUGAUCCACUCAUGGCCAUCAUCUCCCACAAGUGCUCUUUAGGAUCCCCACGUUUCCGGAACCUCCGAACAAAACUUUUGGCCUUCCACAUUUUAGAAAGACUGUUACCUGCUUGUUCUGAGACUGUUCAAAUUCAACAGAUUGUUAAACAACUUUUUCGACUCCUGUCUGUUUACAUGUGGGAAGAGCCACUAGUUGAGAAGAACCAUGUGGACACAGCUGAAAAAGACACAGGGGAUCCCAGCAGUGAUGAAGAAUGCAUCCCUAUUGGAGAUUUUUCCUUUGACCCAUACAAGCUAAUUUGCUGUUCUUUGGAGAAUGGGAAUGUUCUCUCUCAUGGCUCUGGAGGGAAAGGUUAUGGCCUGGCGACCACUGCCAUCACCUCCGGUUGCUUCAUUUGGAAGUUCUGCAUUACCAAGGAGAACAAAGGCAAUGAGGGCACAUGCAUUGGUGUUUCACGCUGGCCUAUCCGGGACUACAACCACCACACCACCACUGAUAUGUGGUUAUAUCGUGCUUACAGUGGCAAUCUGUAUCAUGGAGGGGAGCUGGUCCGCAUGCUUCCCUCCUUCACCCAGGGUGAUGUAAUCACCUGCAUCCUCGAUAUGGAGGCUCACACCAUCUCCUUUGCUAAGAAUGACAAGGAGCCGAAGUUGGCAUUUGAAGGUGUGGUUGCCACUGAGCUGUACCCUUGUGUGUUGUUCUAUAGCAGUAAUCCUGGGGAGAAGGUGGCGCUGUGUGACCUGCAGAUGCGAGGCAUGCCUAGUGACCUACUUCCUGGGGAGCCCCUGUGCAGCCCCCGGACCACUGUAGUGUUGGAGGCUUGUGUGCAGCUCCUCCGCAGGCUCCAUCAGUGUGACCACUGGACCCCACACAUCAACCAGCACAUCCAGAUGCACCUGGAGCUCAUCGGUCCGCUGAUGAAAGAGGCUGACUUAGGGAGUUUCAAGCCAGGCUUCAGCUCCAGAUUCUUUGAGGAGAAAGAGAGGAACAGAGAGAAAGAUUCAGCUGGUGAUAACACAGGAGAAAUGCUGGCACAUCAUUUCGGCCUGUCAGAGGCUCAGCUGUCUGUCCUGUGUACUGAGGUGUGGCCAGUGCUGGCCCUGAUCGGGGGCGUGGACAGCGGACUGCGGGCUGGGGGUCUGUGCCUGCACAAGCCCAGUGGGCGCAGGGGCAUUCUGCUUGGGGUGCUGAAGGAGGGCAGCUCCCUGGCCAAGCUUCAAUGGGAGGAUGCUGACCUGUCUGUCAGCUUCCUGAAUUCUUGGUCACCCAGCGACACACCGAUCAUGUCAUUGGAGCCCUGUGACAUGCCUUGCUGUGACGUCAUGCGACUUAGAGGACUGAAACCAACAGUGUUGUUAGAUCUGAUUUAUUUGAUGAGGCUUUUGGAGGAGCAGGAAUGGCAUGGGGCUCAGGGCCAGCACUUGCCCCUUAAAAAGAAGUACUCAGAAGAGAACUUGCCCUGUAGUGAGUUUGAGUGCUGCCUGGAUGAACACGUUGCUUGUGAGGUAUCAGAUGAUAGAGGACUGACAAAGGAUGAGAGGACAGAGUUUAAGGAGGAGAGUGUUGAGCGAGACCCAUCAUCACCCAAAGAUGCCGUGAAGAUGUUAGAACAUCGGGAGUUGACCUCCAGUCCAUUAACCUAUCUACCCCCGACUGCACAAAUCCCACAGAUCCUUAAACCAGAUGUCUUUGCACUUGAGCUGAGGGCAGUCAGAGUCUCAUAUCUCCUCCUUGGGGCUUUGAAAUCCUUGGCUGCCAUUCUUAGCUGUGGAAAGUUCUCAGACUUGCUCCUGGUACCAAAACAUGACCCUACCACUUCCCUCUUGAGUCCAUCCUCCAGCCCCAACCCUGACCAGCCCAAGGCAGGCAGAAGACCAGCGGAUGAGAGUGCUGAGCUGAGGCCAGUGUUACAGUAUGUGGUGCGGAGCAUGGUGAAGUGGGCGGUCAGGCCCUGUCCUAUCAAACAGAGUGUGUCUCUUGCUGACCUGGAAAGGGCUCAGGUCAUGAUCUACAAAGGAGUCCUCAGCAAACUGCAAGAAGACAAAGGAGCUAAAGAACACAAAGAGUCGGGCCACCACUUGUCCUCUCAGCCCAUUUCUAAGUCCUCCAGCUCGGUCUCCCUCUACAGCACAGGUUCAGAAGGCACUGCUGUCUUUGGCCAGUCAGAUGGCGCUUCUGCCUCCUCCUCUAAUAAUGACUUGGCCGCCUCUCUCCUGACAGCCCUGCAGGCAGAUGGGCUUGAGAAUUUCAACCCUUUCCUCCCAAUCAACUUUCUCCAGCAGAUGGUGCUAGCUCGGUUCCCUUCAGUCACAGGCCUGGUUAGCACUCCCCCCAUGCUGCACCCUUGCUUCAGCCUGGCCAGCUCUGCUUCUUGUGAUGCCUUCACAGAACAGCAGACCAGCUUCAUGGAACCUAGUCCCUACAGCACACAGGCCAGGAGUAGCCUGGAAUGGACACAAAUGUUUGUCGCCGGUCGUUUGCUAGAAAUGGGCUUCUCUAUGAGACAUAUCUACCAGGCCAUGGAGGCAGCAGAUGUAGUAGGUGAGGCUGACUCCCGGACUAUUGAGGUGUUGGCCAGCUGGAUGCUAGAGCAUCCUUUGGCUGAGGAGCAGCAAGCAGCUGGGUCUCAUAGACUGGACAGUACUUCUGACACCCUGUCCCCAGACGGGCCAGAGACAGUGCAGUGUCCUGAGGCGCCCACGAGUGAGCCCAGUGAGAGCCUGUUGCCUGGGCUUGACUGGGUGGAAAGGGAAAACUUCUUGGAUGUCCACUUGACCAGGAACAGACCUCCUCCAGCCCGACGACGACGCUCUGGCCUGGGUCAGAGGACGUCGUCCCGAAGGGCAGACUUGCCAUCACCCAACCCCCUGUCUCAGCUGUACCGCCAAGACCCCGGGGUCUCUGAUUGGCCAGAGCAGGUGGAGUUUCACCCAUAUUCUGUUGAGGAGGAGUCAGAACUUGGCUACAUGGAUGACCCCUACCAUGAAGAAACUUAUGAGGAUCUGCUCACCCCUGCAUUCUGCAGUUUGGAGAGAGAUGCACUUCAGAUGGUUGAGGCUGGAGAAGAGCACAAUCAGAUGGUGAAGUGCGAGCUGUGCAACACCUUUACCUUGCAGUUCAACAAUCACAUAAAGCAGCAACACCCGGGCUGUGGGCAGAGUGAUGCACGCAGGGGUUACGACAGCACAGGAGCCUAUGUGGAUGUCUGGUUCAGGGGGGAAUGUGGCUCCAACUUUCCCUUUUACCUCCUCUGCAGCUCCUGCAGGGAGAAGUAUUUGGCUGCAAACCUUGGGGACCCGGGUUCAAGUCAUGACAGGAUGAAAGGGCAAACAUAUGAUUUGAUUGGCCAACUGGACAGCACUUCUGAUGAUGACUGGGAAAUAGGCCACCAAGAUGACGGUGACACAGACAAACUGACGGGGCUCGAGGACUUUGGGCUCUUGCUGAGACCACUGGGACUGACUGAAAAGAGGCAGGUGCCAGACCCCAUCACCUUCAGUGAGGCAGAUCCUCUGGGAGCCCUGGGUCAUAGCUCUGCAGAUCAUAUGAGAGCACUGGCUCCCAAAGGGAUCGUCCUUGCUGACCAGAAACCCUCUCUGAGCCUGGGGGAGCAGGCGCUGUCUUUGAAGAACUCCCAGGAUAGACUGAAAGCUUUAAGGAGAGUCACCUCCACAGCCCAGAUUUUGCUAGCUUACAGCAUGGUGAUGAGAGCACUGUCUCAGACAGCCUCUAGCGCAUCCGUGUAUAGCCAGUCAAGCGCCCUGGAGUCCUUGGGUCUGGCAGAUAUCCGCAUCUUGGUGCGGUUAAUGUCUCUGGCAGCAGCGGGCAGGGCCCAUACCCAUGUGGACAAGCAGGGGUUAGGCGUCCGGGGCCUGGCCACAGAACGCAGCAGCUCGACUUCCCUCAGCUUCCUUUGCUCAGCCAUCGGCGGUCUGGUGUCCCACAGCCCGACUGCCUAUAGAGAACUGGUGGACAUCUGCACUCAGGACCUCAUGGCAGCAGCCACAGGGAUGAACAUUGGGGCAAUCAGUGACCCACAGCAGAGAGGCCAUCUGAACUCCAGUCUAAUAGCUGGGUUCCACGGAGCCCACCAGGAUUACAAGGAGCAGACCCCACCUACAUUCCUUGUCACUCAAAGCCUGGUGUCUCUGCUCACUGAAAAGGGCAUCCGCUACCGUUACACUCCAGAUAGAGCGGAAAAUGAGGCCAAAGAUGCAGGAAACCCAGGGGUGUCUUCCUCCUUGCCCCUUACACAUGUACCCCAGCUCGGAGCUAGAGUGGGCCCUCUGGAGCUGGCCAAUGCAUUGGCAGCAUGUGUCCUGUCUGCUAGGCUGACCAGUAAGCAUCGUCAGUGGGCAGCCCAGCAGCUGGUGCAGGCAUUAGCUGCCACAGAAAGGGACAGUCCUAAUCGGCCCCAAACCUACAGUGACCUAGCUGGGGACUUGCGCAAAUGUCCACUCAAGAAGCUGGAAGGACAUUACAGCAAGGUGACGUACUGUUCCUGGAAUAACGAGCAGAGUUUACUGGCUACAUGGUCUCAGGACAGGAUGGUGCAGUUGUGGAGCAUCAGCCAAAACACUGCUGAGUUGCAGACCACGCUCUCCUGUAUCACAAGUAAUGCAGAUGAAGCGAACACCGAGAGGGCUGGUAGAACUCAUCUGGUGUCCCCUGUAUGCUGGAGUGCAGGGGGAACAUUUUUGGCUGCUUCUGAGAACAAAUGCAUCAGCAUCUUCACUAUCAGAGGAUCUCACUGUCAUUUUGAGGCCCAGGAAACACUCGUCACAGCAAUCUGCUGGGCCCAGACCCUCAGUCCCAUAGUCCUUAACCACACUGGGGCCUGUCAAGACAACCCUGUGGAGAGCCUGUUGGUAGGAAGGCUGGAUGGCUCCCUCUGCUGGCUGCAGGUUACAAUGCAGGAGUCAGACCUUCACGUUAAGAGCACUGAACUCACCCGCUGCUACAGGAAAGAAACCCCCCAGUGUGUGGCCUGGCACAGUGUGGACAAGCCUUUUGCUGUGGGCUAUCCCAAUGGAAAAAUCCUUCUGGCCACAGCUGGAUUGUAUGAGAAUGAGCAACCACUAGUGCUGUCAGUCUUCCAUGAAAGGGUGAGUUCACUUAAGUGGGACCCCACAGGACACCUGCUACUGGCCUUGGGUCAGUCAGAGAUUGUGAAGAUACUGGGUUUCUCGCGGGGCACAUGGGUCACCCUCCACUCCCUCUUCCACAUCAGCCCCAUCACUGUCGCUGAAUGGUGCCCACUCCCUGGCAGAGCACCCCAUCCCAGGCUCAUGAUUGCUGUUGGUUGUCAAAGUGGUGCUGUGUAUGUGUGGACGCUGCCACAGGGAGGUACCGUUGUGUCUUUGCCCAACAAAUUGAGCAGCUCCUCCAGCCAGGAAAAGAGCAAUGGUGUCCAGUUUGACAGUGCAAAGUGUUUGUUCACACUCAAUGGACAUAUCACGGCAGUGAAAUCCAUUUCAUUUUGUCCCAGUGGACUUGCUCUGGUGUCUGGAGGGAUAGGUGGCCUGCUGAACAUCUGGUCUUUACAGGAUGGUUCAGUUUUACAGACUGUGACAGGAUUUGGUUCAGUGGUCAGUGCUGUCUGGAUUCCAAAUGUAGGUGUGGCAGCCUGCUUUGGGAGAUCAAAGGAUGUUCUGUUGAUCUGCUGCACCCCAGACUGGAUCAGUCAGAAUCACGUGUUGGCGUCCUGUCGUAUGGUCCUUAGAGGCCAGAACAUUCUGGGUCUGAACCGGGCACCUUGCAUGGCUGUCUUCCUCGAGAGACUGCCCUUGAUGCUGCAGGAGCAGUACACCUAUGAACGGAGUCAUGUGACUGCUGGUGACCAGCUGGUCCACAGUGCCUUCUUGCAGAGUCUGGCCUCCUUGGCUGUAGGUUUGUCCCUGGAGCAACAGCUGUGCUGUUACCCAUGCCCCCCACACCACACCAGCCCCGAUACCCCCAUGUGUCCAUCUGAGUGGAGCUGGCUAGCUACUUAUGCCACUGCUGUCCACAGUGCUGAGGCUAUCGCCAGGGGCACUGCCUUCCCAGAGUCCUUUAUUGUUCCAGAGUUUCAAGAAGCAGGUGCCAUCAAGAUGAGUAAGGCCCUGGACAACAGUAUGUGGAGCUUCAGGAUGGAUGAACAGCUGAUGUCAUGGGCCACCACCACACCUGAGGACUGGCAGCAGGGGGGGAAGAAUGAGGUGUACCUAUGGGGGAACGGACGUCAUGGACAAUUGGCGGACACAGGAACCAACCAAAUGAUGCCCACUCUUGCCCCCUCUCUAUCCCAGACACAACAGGUUGUGUGUGGUCAAAACUGUACAUUCCUGGUACAGGCCAACGGGACAGUACUGGCUGUAGGAGAGGGCCAAUAUGGCCGACUGGGCCAAGGGAACUCUGAUGAUCUCUACACCCCCACUGUCAUCUCCACCCUACAAGGUUAUGUGGUGACCCAGCUGGUGACGUCUUGUGGGUCAGAUGGCCACUCAAUAGCACUGACUGAGACUGGAGAGGUAUUCAGCUGGGGAGAUGGAGAUUUUGGCAAACUAGGCCAUGGCAACAGUGAAAGGCAGCGGAGACCCAAACAGAUCGAGGCACUACAAGGAGAGGAAGUGAUUCAGCUUGCUUGUGGCUUCAGGCACUCUGCUGUAGUAACAGCAGACGGAAAGCUGUUCACCUUUGGCAGCGGCGACUCGGGCCGUCUGGGUCAAAGGUCAACGUCAAACAAGAUGCUGCCUGAAAGAGUGGCAGCACUCGAGGGGUAUCAUGUAGGACAGGUGUCAUGUGGUCUCAACCACACCCUGGUGCUGUCCUCCGAUGGCAUGACUGUGUGGGCAUUUGGAGAUGGAGACUAUGGCAAACUUGGAACAGGCUCCUGCACAGCCAAAUGCUACCCUCAGAAAGUUGAGCAGCUGUGCAACAAGAGAAUCAAGAAGGUCUGUUGUGGAACUCAGUUCUCUGUGGUCUUGGCGAGCGAUGGACGUGUUUACACUUUUGGACAAGAACGUCUGAUUGGCCUGCCAGACUCCAUGCUGAAGAACAAAUGCCGUCCCCAGGUCGUGCCAGCCCUGGAGGGGUUGUUCAUUGAGGACAUUGCUGUGGGCUGUGAACAUGCCCUGGCCCUGUCCUCUACAGGAGACGUCUAUGCCUGGGGCUGCAACAGUGAGGGACAGCUUGGCUUGGGCCACUCCAACCUGGUGAAAGAGCCGACACUGAUAACGGCCCUCCAGGGGAAGACCAUCAGGCAGAUCUCUGCUGGUCGCUGCCACAGCUCAGCGUGGACCGCACCCUCUACCUCAACUAAAGCCUCAGGUGGCACAGGGAAUUUCCAACUAGGCCUGCCUCAGUCAAUCCCUCCUCAGUACAACACCCUGAAAGACUGCACCCCUGACAUCCUCAGCAUGCGCCUCAGGGUACUCUACCACUUCUCUGAUCUCAUGUAUAAGUCCUGGAGACUGCUCAACCUGGACCCCAAGAAUCAGGUGUGCACAUCACGCUAUAAUUCAGGGACAACAGCCAUCAUCCGGGGUCCGCUCAGAGGUCUACUAUCACCUAAAGUCAACACUCUGCCUCUAGUGCGCUGUAUUGGCAGAACGAUGACUCAGGGCAAAACAUAUGGACCACAGAUCACGGUAAAGCGGAUUUCCUCCAGGGGGCGCUGCAGCAAGCCCAUCUUUGUGCAGAUCGCCAAGCAGGUGGUGAGUCUGAAUCCCCUCGAGCUAAGGCUGCCUUCACGAGCCUGGAAGGUCAAACUUGUCGGAGAAGGGGCUGACGAUGCUGGGGGAGUAUUUGAUGACACCAUCACUGAAAUGUGCCAGGAGUUGCAGUCUGGUGUGGUGGAUCUUCUCAUUCACACCCCCAACAGCUUCACUGAUGUUGGCAGUAACACAGACAGAUUCCUCCUGAACCCAGCUGCGGUGUCAGAGGAUCACAUGGUCCAGUUCCGCUUCCUGGGCAUUCUUAUGGCUGUGGCCAUUCGCACCAAAAAGCCUCUGGACCUACAUCUGGCACCCUGGGUGUGGAAGCAGCUUUGCUCCAUCCCACUGGGAGCACCUGACCUCGAGGAGGUAGACUUGCUCACCUACCGGUCCCUUCACGGCAUCCUUCAUCUAGACAACAGCGGGAUCACGGAGGACAAUUUCCCUGUGAUGAUCCCACUGGACUCAUUCAUGGCCCACAGUGCUGAUGGAAAGCUGGUACCUGUGGUUCCCGGAGGUCAAAACAUCUCCCUGACCUUUGCCAACAGGAGUGAAUACGUGGAGAGGGCUCUCGAGCACAGACUGCAUGAGAUGGACUCACAGGUGGCAGCGGUCAGAGAGGGCAUGUCCACCAUCAUCCCUGUGCCCCUCCUGUCCCUGUUGACAGCCCGGCAGCUGGAGCAGCUGGUCUGUGGCCUGCCGGAGGUUUCUGUUGAGAUGCUGAAGAAGGUGGUGCGCUACCGUGACAUCACUGACAGCCACCAGCUUAUUGUCUGGUUGUGGCAGAGCUUGGAGGAGUUCACCAAUGAGGAGCGGGUGCUUUUCCUACGUUUUGUCUCUGGCAGGUCCAGGUUGCCCUCCAACCCAGCUGAUAUCACACAGAAGUUCCAAAUCAUUAAGGUUGACAGGCCUGUUAAUGGUCUCCCUACUGCUCAGACCUGCUUCUUCCUGCUGCGCCUGCCCCCCUACACGAGUCAGGCCAUCCUAGCCGAGCGUCUGCGCUACUCCAUUCACAACUGCCCGUCCAUUGAUAUGGACAAUUACAUGCUGUCCCACAACACUGAUCCAGCAGAUAGCUCAGACACUGAAUCCUGAAGCAGCCAGCCAUGGUAUAAAGGAUGAUGAAUGUAUCUCCUCUGAUGCCAUGCACAUUAUGCACUGAACAGAUUUUUAUUUGCCAAACUUGUACGGUAUUGUACUGUUUCUGUGUUGCUUGAUCAAUAGAUUUGUGCUAUGUUUUGUUUUAUUCAACUGUGAAAAGUGUUGUACUUAGUGCAAUGUUUGCUCCAUAACAAAACUACAGGGAUAUAGAAUCUAAUUUAUAAUCAUACCGGCCUAAAAGCCACAAUAAAGCAGUUUAUGUGCCUGUUGGUUUGAAAAUAUAUUUAAAUUGGAUAUUGGUUUAUUGAGCUGUCCCAGAAAGGCAGUAUUAUUGUAAAAUAAAGCUUGGUUAAAUAAGGA